Molecule: messenger RNA, 3760 nt
Organism: Vanessa atalanta (red admiral)
Lineage: Eukaryota; Metazoa; Arthropoda; Insecta; Lepidoptera; Nymphalidae
Product: transmembrane protein 185A
Exons: 7
Coding region: 90-1181 (363 amino acids)
Source: RefSeq, a predicted model, not a curated record
UUAUAGGUAGAACAAAUUAUAAAAAAAGCAAACACUGCGACCCCGAAGAGAUCGUGAGAUGUUAUUUGAUUUCAAAAAUAAUCAGGUGAAUGUGUGUGGAAAUGAAUUUACAGACCCUAUUCCAGGAUUUUAAUCCUAGCAAAUUCGUCGUACAUACUUGUUUGCUGAUAUUCACGGCUCUAUUAGCAUUAAAAUUGGAUAACACUAUAACUUGGUCUUACUGGGCAGUCUUCACGCCUAUAUGGACAUGGAAAUUCCUGGUUAUUCUUGGUGCUACAGUUGGUACAUAUGUUUGGUGGCAGUAUCCCCACUUCAGAUUGGAAGGUGAAGCUUAUAUUCACUAUAAAGCAAUGUUAAUAAGCCUCGCAAUACAUUUGAUUCUACUUAUGUUCGAGCUGCUUGUUUGUGACCAGUUAACAACAACACGCCAUGUUUGGAUACUUGUUUUCAUACCAUUAAUUUUUAUAAGCAUAGUUUCAAUAGCCAUCUGUAUAUGGUGUGUCAAACAUGAUCGUAGUUAUGAGUUGGAGUUGUUUUGUGCUGUAAAUAUACUUCAGUUCAUCUUUCUGGCAUUGAAAUUGGAUGACUUCAUAAAUUGGUCCUGGGAGGUUGUAUUUGUGCCACUAUGGAUACUCAUGUGUCUGAGCCUUGUAGGUGAGUGGGUGCUAUACAGUAUAAUAUUCGCUGGAAUCUUGCUACGCACGCCCGAAGUGAACAUACAGCAACGGCGGACCAGUUUCAACUCUGCUCUGGCUUAUACUUUCACUGUUAUACCCAUAUUAGUGUUUCAGGUCUUGUUAACGAACAAACUCGACGAUGGUUUAGACCUCUCAUACAUCGUAGUAGUCAGCCCGCUGUUUGUGACAUACGCGACACUUAUUAUCAUGUCUUUCAGUUCUAAGGGAGGAAACAAAUGGUGGUUUGGCAUACGAAAGGACUUCUGUCAGUUCCUUCUCUCAGUGUUCCCCCUCCUCCAGGAGUAUGCAAACAUUGCGUACAAUAACAACGUGAACAGAGGAUCAAAUGGUAUACCCGCCGAACCUCCGAUCACUCAAGAGCCGUACAGGGACGAGGAGGCUCACAGAAAAGUGAAAGAGAGUAAAAAAUCUCAGAAGAAUCAAAAGAAAAACGAAGCAAUGAAACCAGUUGUGCCUGUGACCAGUAUAGACAUGCCGGAUUGAUGUUUUAGUAAAUUGAAGUCGGUUAUAAGUGCUGAAAUGUGUGUUCACUUGUUAGAAAUUUUACCCUUUGUAAAUAUCGAGCUUCUAUGUGUAAAGCAAUACAUAUUGUUAAGUUUGAUUAGCAUUAGGCUAUUAUUUUUAUGUGCAGAGGAUAUUAUUGGAUAUUAGAAUUGUGCAUUGUUUAUCAUUGUUUUCAAGUGUAUGUUAAUCUUUACAUCCCGUUGCUAAUGGUAUCUGUAAAUGCACUAAUAGGUACAUUUGUAACUAAUUUUACUUAAUUUUAUUUUUAACUAUGACCGAUAGGCACAAAUAGCCAACUUCUUUGUUGUUUUUUUUUUGUAUCUUAUUUUAGUUGUAGUGUAAAUAGUGUAAAAUGUAUUUUCAUAUAAGUACAUAUGUGAGGAUUUAUUGUUUAUUAGAUUGAUUUGCAUGUGCGAAAUGUACAUAAUAAAAUAAGAUUAUGAUGGUAUACACAUGUAGCCGUAGAGGUUAAAAUAUAAAUAAUAAUCAUGUGAUCUGUUUACUAUAUUUCACUUAAUAACAAGCUCACUCAUUAAAAUAAAAUAUGUAAACAUUUGAAACACCAUUAAUCAUACUUUUCGAAGUAGAGUUAUAAAUUCAGCAAAUAACGUCAAUGACCUGCUAUUUCUAAUUUAGUAACUUCCAGUAUACCAAACUCUCAACGAAGUCAGAUUAAAUGAUUUGGCUUUAAACUAAACGCUCAUUGGUUGCCUAUUGCGUAAUCGGCUGCUAUCGACCAAUGAUCAUUCGGAUUCAAGAAAGCCUAAGAAAGCUUUCAGAGAGUGGAGGUAAAUAUAAAAAAAACCUAAUGUUGGACUGUUACUACUUUCAUCGACGGAAAUUAAAAUUACUUAAGCAAUAUUGAAAGCAAAAUAUAUUUUUACACGAGUGGUUUUUAACAGGAAUAUAUCAACUUAAACUUUUUGUUAUGUAAUAGUUCUGUAGUUAAAAGUCACACAUGUGAUAUAACACAAAUGUCAAUAUUAAAACUAAGUUGCUGUAGGUAUGUUUAGUUAUAUAACGCAGGUCUGUCAUUAUUCUACAAUGACAGGCGUAAGUUAAACUAUUGAAGCAUAAAUCACUUUUAGAAAAUUUAUGAUUGAAUUCGACCUUCAGUUUGAAAAUUGUACCUAUUUAUGCUUGAAGAGAGUCAUAUGAAGGAUUUAAGAAUAUUUUAUUAUUCAUCGCGAGAGUGUUUGUACUUCUUUAUUAUAUACGCGUGAUUUUACUUUGUACAACAUUAACUUGAAAUUAUCUACGCCUUUAAGGAUUUUUUAAAAGUGUUUCACUUUAUGUAAAUAAAUAAAUUGUCCCUUAAUACCUCUGACUAGUUUAGAUAUCCCUAAUGUUAUAUCUGUGUUAUAUAUCCAUAUCAUAGUGAUAAUAUAUUUUCAUAAUUAGAAAAUUUGGUUUGGGAUUCUAAACAUUUUAUCGACGCAUGUGGUUUUGUAAUUAGGAUAUUACUUACUCGUCACGAAAACGAUUAAUAAAACUAUACAAUAUUAGAGUUAUGUUAGGUAAUUAAAGCGCAAUAAUUUGUCGUACUUUUUCUUAUCUCUACGAAGUGGAUUUAAUCAAAAUUGACUUAUUAAAAAUUAUCGUUAUUUCAAUAUUUUAUAAAGAGUUUUCUCAAACCCCAAAAAAUUAAUAUUUUUAAAAUACGUAUAUAUAUAUAUUUAAAUUUUACAUUAUAUUUUCAACGUACGAAACGAAAAUUUUAGCUAUUUAAUUUUGGAAUGAAUUUGCUGAUUUCUUGCAAUGCUUAUGUGUGUUUUGACGUGUAAAAUAGGUAUAAUAAUAUUUAGCACCAAUAUAUACAAAAAAAUUCAAUUGACAAAAAUACUAAUGACAUUAAACUAAAAGCUAUUAAGAUUUAAUAGAGAAAACCAAUUAUCCUAAACGGAAAUAUUCGGGGUUCGAUUGUGUAGAUGCUCCUAAAUCACAUUUAAAAAAAGAAAACUAAAUUUACGUUGACUUCUUAUUCAUCUAUAAAGAUACAAUUGUUCUAUAAACGUGGCGACGAAUAAAUUCUAGAAAUUGUGGAAAAAAAUUAUAAAAAAGUCGCGCGUAUUAAAUUUUUGAAACUAUUGCUAUUAAUUUUUUUUUUUUAAUAUAUAUUAAACAUAAAAAUAGUAAUAGACAAAAGUUCUCUAUGUAAAUGAUAUUAUCCGUCUUUAGACCAAAAUGUACGCGUGUGGUAAAUCAAAAACCGCUUUUAUGAUUUCGUGACUAAGUUCAAUCUAUAUUUUACAUGCUCUCCAAACAUGUAGUUUAUCAUUUGGAUGGAUGAACAUGAAAAAUGAGCACGAAUGCAUUCAUUGUUAUGAUACGAAAAGUAGAAAUAGUUUAAUCCGAUUUAAAAAUAAAAUGAUUUCCUUUAAAUUACGUUUGGAUAUUUCAAUUAGUUUUUAUACUUUUCUUUAGAAAGCGAGUACAAUUGCAAUUUUUUGAGUAUCGAAGUGAAAAUGUACCAUCAUCUUAUAUGGAAAUAUAUAUUAUAAAAUAUUUUUUAUAUUGUUCUACUUAUAUUUGACGUAAAUGUUUUUUUAAAUUGAGUG